Molecule: messenger RNA, 363 nt
Organism: Triticum turgidum subsp. durum (durum wheat)
Lineage: Eukaryota; Viridiplantae; Streptophyta; Magnoliopsida; Poales; Poaceae
Source: the annotation of a GenBank genome assembly
AUGGGCCUUAGAUGUCAGAAAGAAGAGGGGGAGGAGCCGACGGGGCGAAUGGUCCAUGCUACCAAGAGGCCGAAGGUCAACCUGGUGCAAACUAAGAGCAUCAGUACUCUCAAGGAUGAAAUAGUUGUACCCAGAGGUACUCUCGUGACUUGCAUUGCAGGUAUAAAUCUGCAGCCUGAAGAUGUUGGCGCUGCUAUUCAAUUUCUGGAGUUCUGCCGCUCAUUUGGCGAGAUCUGCAAAAUAGGGAAGGGGCUACCAGAAGAAAUUCUCAAAGACUUAACUCAACUCGAAGAGGUGUCUUCAGUUGUUGCAGACGUUCACAUAAAUCUUCUGUCUAUCAUAGAAAAUGGCAAAUAUAAGUAA